GCCGACGAUUCGCGCCAGUCCACGCUCGUCCCUUUCAAGCGAUACAUGUUUCUCGUAAGCUAAGCAAACUUAAACGAUCGUCUUUACAGCGCUACAUCCGCCGGUCGUAGCCGUGACGUCAUUAAACUCAGCCCGACACUCUUUCACGCUAUUGGCAGUUAUCGUUGGAUCACGUGACACGGACUGCCUACCCAGCACCCCCGGCUCGGGAAUGGACGACGCUAGAGCUGGGCUGUCGCUCGAACUCGAGUUAUUGGGAGUCGUUUAUACGUUCCAUGACACUCCGACCGAACAGGUACUGAAUUGCGUCGACGGUAAGAGACCUUCUGACUGGGAAGUUAACGGCGUACGAUUACUAACCCUACCUACUGCAGCAGACGACAGCAGACGAGGCUUCCUGGCGAGACGGAGAAGCAGACGAGUCGCAGUUCCUCGGGUGUGUUAGCACGUCCAUCGACCACCUCCUCAAUGGAUUAAAAAGUGGAUUGUUUCUAUCCUGGAUUUAUCGGAAUGGAAUGCAAUUGUUCAGGGUACUGCAGCCACCGUGCUGGACUGGCCGGCCGGAGGUCGUGACACUACCAUCUAAGCCUAGGCAACCAGGAAGUAACGGGCUCGUCAGCCUUUUGUUUCAUCCGUAUCUUUAUUUUACAAAUUUCAUGUUCAGGUGAUUACUUUGGAAUAACGUUAAGCCAUUUGUGUGAUUUCUUUCCAUUGUCCGAUUGACAUGUCGUGGACUACUUACACCAAAGUCGAGGUGGCUCAACCUCAAACGUCGUCGGGAUCAAUUAAAGCUCAGAUUGAAAUUAUUCCUUGUAAAGUUUGUGGUGACAAAUCUUCAGGUGUACAUUAUGGUGUAAUAACAUGUGAGGGUUGUAAGGGUUUUUUUAGGAGGAGUCAAUCUGGUGUUGUAAAUUAUCAAUGCCCAAGGCAAAAAAACUGUGUGGUUGAUAGAGUGAAUAGAAAUAGGUGCCAAUAUUGCCGUUUACAAAAAUGUAUAGCACUUGGAAUGUCCAGGGAUGCUGUUAAAUUUGGUCGAAUGUCUAAAAAGCAGCGAGAGAAAGUGGAAGAUGAGGUGAGAUAUCACCGAGCCCAGCUAGUCCGUCCGCAGCAACAACAGCCACAGCAGGCUCAGCCACAACAAGCAGCACCUCAACCCACAGAAACCUCACCGGACAGUUCAGUCUUUGAACAACAACAGCCGUCCUCAACUAAUCAUCUACCGUACCUGAAUGGGGGAUAUGCAUAUAACAGUGACCUCACUACUUACACUCCAAAUGGAUACACGUACAAUCCUCAGGGCCUGGCUUUUGAUGUAGCCAGCAAUGAUUAUGUAGACAGCACAACAUAUGAUCAGCGACAACAACUUGAGCCAUUACCAGACACAAAUAGCCUUCUUUUAACGACAGUAUCACCUCAACCUGCAACAAAUACACAUUUAGAACUUCUCACAAGGACAAUAGCUGAUGCACAUAAUAGGACAUGUUUAUAUACGACAGAACAAAUAAUGGAAAUGUUCCUUAAAUCACAGGACAUUGCUCAGUUAAUAUUCUAUAAAAAUUUGAGUCAUGAGCAGAUGUGGUUAGAUUGUGCUCAGAAGUUAACACAGAUAAUUCAACAAAUUAUUGAGUUUGCUAAAAUGGUACCUGGUUUUAUGAAGCUUAUUCAGGAUGAUCAAAUAGUUUUACUCAAAGCAGGAAGUUUUGAAUUAUGUGCAUUAAGGAUGAGUCGGUACUAUGAUUUAUCUACCAAUUCUGUAUUAUAUGGAGAGCAUAUGUUACCAUCAGACACAUUUGUUCCAGCAGACACAACAGAACUGUCACUAAUUAAUAACUCAUUUACUUUUGCAAAGAGUAUAGCUGAAUUAAAGCUCACGGAAACAGAAUUAGCCUUAUAUUCAGCAUAUGUGCUCUUAGAUCCAGAUCGUCCAGGAUUAAGAGGGAUCUUAGAUGUGAAACGCUUGAAUAUAGCUAUAUCGAGGGCUCUAAAACUUGAACUUGAUCGCACUCACAAAUUGCCAUGCAAAGGAGAUGUGCGAGUGUUUGAAGUCCUUAUAGCAAAAGUAAAUGAUUUAAAAGAACUUAGCACACUUCAUAAUGAGGCUUUAUCCAAAUUCCGCCACAAUUCUCCACAUCUGGAAUUUCCAGCAUUACAUAAAGAAUUAUUCUCAGUGGACAUCUGAUUUCAGCAUUACUGCUUAAUAAUCCAAAUAGGCUGUGCCACAAAAUCAGCAAUAGAUCCAAAAAAAUGUUUUGACUGUCUUCUAAUUGCCAAGGUUGUGGUUGUUGCUACAUCAAGGUUCCCAGGCAGCUUAUUUUGGACAAAAGAAGAGUUCUGCUCCGAGGGAUCUAUGCCCAUGUUGACAACUUCCAUUUCAUAGAUACAUGUACAGUAACAUCGUUUGACUGGGGAAAUAUAGAAGAAACCUUUAGUCAAGAGCACUCGAGCACUAAAUAAAGUGCAAUCACACAGAGAGCAAUAAUGUGAUAAAAUAUGGGUCUGUGACAAAAAAGCAAGUAUAUUUGAAACAAAGAGAUUAUUAUAAAUAUAAUGUCAAGGAAAAUAUUAUUUGUGUAGAGUGAGAGAUCAUUAUGUACAAAAUAUAUGGCAUUCUUUGCUGUCAACAAAUUGUUACAGGAAGAGUGCUGUAGUUGAUAGAGGCAAUGUAUUUCUACUGCCAUUAUCUUCCCGCUGUUUGGUGGAUGGGCAACAUCACUUAUUUAUGAUGCACAUGUAUGUUCAAAUGGUAUUUGUAAAUUGUUUUAUAAGGUGUACUUUUUAGUUUUUCUCCUUCCCCUUUGUAAUGCAAAUAUUAAUGUUAUAUCAAUCCUAUGUCUCUGGUGUUCAUUGGAAGAGAUUAUUAUAUAAUUAUAUAUAUGUAUGUGUAUGUAUGUAUGUAUAUACAUAUGUAUGUAUGUAUGUAUAUACAUGCAUGCAUACAUACAUAUGUAUAUAUGUGUAUAUAUAAAUAUAUAUGUAUAUGUAUAUAUCAUCCCAGCCACUUAAUUGAAUAAGGUUGUCAAAGUCUGUGAAGUUUGAACGAUCUCACUUUGCCAGAAAUUUGGUUUCUCAAGUACAAACUGAGAUCAGAAUAUUUUGUACUAUGAGUCCCUCACUAACUUUUUUGAAAAUAGAAAAUAUAGUAGUAAAGAUAGUCUAAUAUAUAUAUAUUGUAAGUACAAUAUUUGUAUAUAUAAAUAAAUAUAUGUGUGUAUAUGUUAAGAUUUACUGCCAUUUCGAGAGAAUAGUUUUUAUAUAAGGAAUUACUGAAGAUGUCUUUAUAAUAUAAUGUUGAAGUUUUAGUAAUACACUCCUGAAACAAACAAAAUCAAAAUUUAAGUUUGAAAAUUGUAUAGAUUGACAGCAACAGUCAUGUAGACUGUGAUAAUCUUCUCCAUCUGUGAUUUGUAUUGGGAUGCAGAGAAACCUAAUUUCUGUGUAAAGCAGCUUCAGUGCCCCAAACUUAUUGCUGUAUUUUCUGUACUGUUAAUGGCAUAAUAUGAGGUGUUUGAAUGAAGAGAAUACAACAGUCAUGUUAGACCACUGAAGUGUUUUUAUCAGUAGAAUAAGAGUUGUAAGAUGAAUCAGUUAUUGUAUUAUGUAUGGUGAUGUCUAAUCAGGGGUAAUGCAUGUGGAAAAGUGAUAAUGGUUACUUAUUAGUCUGAUCUCGUUUUCAGAUACAGAAUGAAUUUUCUUUGGCAAUGGCAUCUGAAACUUAUCCCACCAAUCUUAACUACUUACAAUGAAAUAAAGAAAACUACCUCUGGGGAGACAUCACCAAUUAGUUAUGAAAUAGUAGUGGUUCUAGAGAGUUUUAAAAAAAAUGAAUAGGAAAACUAUUUUUGUAGGAAUAAAUCGGGCUAUUUAAAAAUUACAAAGGGAACAUUGUUAUAAAAAGUAAUUUGUGACAGAAAGGCAUGUUCUUGCCAUUCGUUUAUUUCUUGGCAGAAAAGCAGAGUGUCUUAACUAUACCUACUGUGUAAUAAUGGCUGGGUGGUGGAAAAUUGUUAUCUGUUAAUACGAUAACCAGAAGCGAAUUAUGGUGUGGUUUUUCCUUUUCUCUCUGAUCAUGUAAAAAAUGCAAACCAUAUAUCUUCUCUUUCUCUCAAUCUUUCCUCUUGUUGUUGUUUGUUGUUGUUGUUGUUCUUGUUGUUGUUGUUGUUGUUGUUCUGUCUGUGCAUUCAAACCCAUGUCAAACCCAUCCUCAUUCCUAUCCACUUUUACUCUCGUGGACUGUCCCUCCCCUCCUCUGGAAUGUAAAUGGAUGUAUAUGGAUUGUUUCUCUGAUUUUCUUCCCAACCAGAAAGAAUGCUUGAACAUGAAUUUGUAUCUGCUAUGUCUAUUAUACCAGAUACAAACUUUAAAAAAAUCCCUCUCCAUUAUCAUUAGAAAAUAUAACAAUAGGAUCACUGUUGUUUAAAAUAAAAUCCAACGUUAUAUGGAUUCUAUUUGAAUCUGUUGACUGAUUCCUCCUAAAAUGUGAUUUAGGAAAUAAAUAUUGAAAACAGCAAACAGUGCCUUGUUUAAUAGAAGGGUAAAAAAAAUUGAGAAUUCACAUCUAAGAUAGAUGAUGUAUAUUUUUAAGACGGGACAGAGAAAAGGAGUUUUGUUGUUGAGUCUCAGAUUGAUGCUUAUCAGAUCAUUUACUGCUGGUGGAAAACUGCAAUUAUUUUAAAAUUUUACGGGUUGAUUUAUUGUUUUUACUCUUUAUAAAUAUUAAAAGUUAUAGAGAAUUUAAAUCUCCCUAAUUUGAUAGAAUCAUUAUAAAGUCAUUCCGUUGUUUUGAUUUAAGUUACUUCAAGGGAGAUUUAUGAUUGAGUAAUGAGGCAAUUUGUUUCACUGCCAUGUAACAGUAUUAACACUGCAUCCGUCUUUCUUUAAUCACCAGUAGGGUAAGAUGGUUUGCAGUGGUUUUAAGGGCUGGUUGCACCAAAACAAAACUAUGGAAGUGGACAGUCCAUGAUCUGACAAAUUGCAGAAUAGUCAAUUUAUAUCUCCAUUUUACCAAUCCUUGAUGCAAUUUUUUAAAUACUUUUACAUUUUGUUAAAUAAUUUUUAUGAAUGAUAUUACUAUUAAAAAUUGAUUUAUUCCAACCAUUUUAUGACAUGCUGCAGGAGACACCGUCCAUCUGAAGGAAACUGAAAAACAAAAAAAAAAAAUGCUGGUGGGUUGGUAUCGGGUUGACUUUUUUCUUAGAAUAUACAAAUUUGUUUAAAUCCCCUUUUGUUGUUGUCUGCAUUGCAUAUUUCAUAUACCUCCCCUUGUCUGUCUCAUCAUCAUUUUAAUAGAACACUUCUGCUGCUGUGACGUUAUUUGUCCGGUAGUGUACACAAAUGUAUCUGCGCUGCAAGAAGUGGCAGCCAUGAAAAAUAAAG
This is a messenger RNA of Centruroides sculpturatus (bark scorpion), 5373 nucleotides long. RefSeq names its product probable nuclear hormone receptor HR3 (gene Hr3). Gene Ontology annotation, biological process: regulation of transcription by RNA polymerase II. Bases 725 to 2179 code for a protein of 484 amino acids. The record is from RefSeq and is a predicted model, not a curated record. The transcript is spliced from 10 exons. NCBI's taxonomy places the organism in Eukaryota, Metazoa, Arthropoda, Arachnida, Scorpiones, Buthidae. Gene Ontology annotation, cellular component: nucleus. Gene Ontology annotation, molecular function: RNA polymerase II cis-regulatory region sequence-specific DNA binding; zinc ion binding; nuclear receptor activity.